GCGGAGUCAUUCCCCGGGCAGACACGGCAACAUGGCGGCGGCGGUGUGGGGAGCGCAGCGCCUGGCCGGGCGGGUCGCCCGUCUCUUCCUCAUGCCGGGCCGGACUUCUCGGAUGCUUUGUACAGUGACUCAGGAGAAAAGUACUGGGCCAAACUCGGAAGAGGAGCCAAGUCACCCCCACAGUGAACAGAAAUCUGAUUCUGACUCUGCUGCUACUGCAAAGUUAACAGAGGAAAAGACUAAACUGGAAGAGCAACUGAAAGAAAUGACGGACAAGUAUAAACGUGCCCUGGCCGACGUAGAAAACCUGCGACAGAGAACUCAAAAACUGGUAGAAGAAGCAAAGUUAUAUGGAAUUCAGAGUUUCUGUAAAGACUUGUUAGAGGUCGCCGAUGUUCUGGAGAAAGCGACGGAGAGCGUUCCCAAAGAGGAGCUCAAGGAUGAAAACCCUCAUCUGAAAAGCCUCUACGAAGGUCUUGUCAUUACUGAAGUUCAGAUCCAGAAAGUGUUUGGGAAACACGGCUUGGUGAAACUGAAUCCCCUUGGGGCCAAGUUUGAUCCUUACGAACAUGAAGCGUUAUUCCAUGUUCCCAUGGAAGGGAAGGAGCCCGGCACAGUAGCUUUAGUAUCCAAGAUUGGCUAUAAGUUGCAUGGCCGUACCCUGAGGCCUGCCUUAGUUGGUGUGGUGAAAGAACCGUAAGACUUUAAUCUGAAAGAACAGAAGUGCUACACAGCUAUUAGAUACCUGGAAUAAUGGUCCACUUCACAUAGUGAUGAUGCAACAAAAGACGCAGGACCUUAAGCCCACAUUGUUCAAACUGCAUAUGGAUAAUGCGGAGGGAUUACUAUGUGAAUUUUACACGUAUAUAAGCCUAUACAUUACCUGUACAUUCUGAUAAAUAUUUUGGUGAUUAAAGAGCCCUGCACGGUAACUAAGCAGUUUCUUAGCAAAAAGAAAGUAAUCAUGUUGAUUGUUGUCUAGAAUGAAAGCCCUUGCCUUUGUGAACAUGGAGCUGGGCUCCAAUCCAGUCAAGUUAAUAACUACUUUUGUUCUUGUAGAAGCCUGGCAGUAAAAUAAGAAAAAGUAUUUAAGUACUUUCCAUAUUUUCCAGAUUCAGUUUAGUAGUAUACAAAUUUCAGAUUGCUGUGUCAGUUAUUGAAGCAAAGUUCCAAGUUAAAUUGGCAAAUUCAGCAGUUUGCAAAAUUUUACUGAC
Gekko japonicus is the source of this 1214-nucleotide messenger RNA. It is a transcript of the gene GRPEL1, whose product is annotated as GrpE-like 1, mitochondrial (E. coli). The record is from RefSeq and is a predicted model, not a curated record. Gene Ontology annotation, molecular function: protein-folding chaperone binding; protein homodimerization activity; adenyl-nucleotide exchange factor activity. Gene Ontology annotation, biological process: protein folding; protein import into mitochondrial matrix. The transcript has 4 exons. Gene Ontology annotation, cellular component: PAM complex, Tim23 associated import motor. Bases 32 to 700 code for a protein of 222 amino acids. Lineage: Eukaryota; Metazoa; Chordata; Lepidosauria; Squamata; Gekkonidae.